CCCAUAUUAGCUUCAACUUCUUCACCAUGCACAACAUCGCAUGGUCCCUCCUAACCGAUCUCAAGCGCGCCCUCACCGCCGGAGUCGGCCCCGAGUUCCUCACCUACGUACCCUUCGAGUACCAACUCCCCUUUGUAGUAGGCUACAUCUUCUCGACGGCCGCGGGGCACGGGAACUCCGAUGUCCGAGAGCGCAGCGUGGGAAAUGAUAGGUUCCUCAACGUCGCCACAGAAGCCAUGGACGUGUUUUUAUACGAGGGUAAAGGAAACGUUAUUAAGGAGGCGAGGGGUGCGGAGGUUGGGCUGGAGGACGUUGAGGAUGUUGAUGUUGAUGGGUCGGAGUUGUGGGGGUCAAGGAAGCUCAAGAUGGAGCAGAUGGAUCGGGAUGGACACCUGAGGGGAAGGGCGAGUAAUGCUGAUAUUGCGGAGCUUAUGAAGCUUUUGAAGAUGAUGGGUUGAUGAUGAUUGGAAGGUUAUGAGUUCAGGGAACGAUGGGAUGUGUCUCUUGUAUAUGACAG
Fusarium oxysporum Fo47 is the source of this 517-nucleotide messenger RNA. RefSeq lists its product as uncharacterized. The transcript has a single exon. NCBI's taxonomy places the organism in Eukaryota, Fungi, Ascomycota, Sordariomycetes, Hypocreales, Nectriaceae. Bases 27 to 458 code for a protein of 143 amino acids. The record is from RefSeq and is a predicted model, not a curated record.